Messenger RNA from Myripristis murdjan (pinecone soldierfish), 4271 nucleotides. It is a transcript of the gene foxk1, whose product is annotated as forkhead box K1. NCBI's taxonomy places the organism in Eukaryota, Metazoa, Chordata, Actinopteri, Holocentriformes, Holocentridae. Gene Ontology annotation, biological process: regulation of transcription by RNA polymerase II. The transcript has 9 exons. Gene Ontology annotation, molecular function: RNA polymerase II cis-regulatory region sequence-specific DNA binding; DNA-binding transcription factor activity, RNA polymerase II-specific; protein binding. The record is from RefSeq and is a predicted model, not a curated record. Bases 148 to 2211 code for a protein of 687 amino acids.
GUUCCGACAGCCACUGAGCGAGCAAAGUGCCCUGGCCGAAAAACUCUCACAUUGCAACUCUGUGUGUGUGAGAAGUGUGCGCGCGCGUGUGUGUGCUUGUGUGUGUGUGCUUGUGUGUGUGUGUGUGUGCUGACCCUCUGAAAGAAGAUGGCAGACUACCGGGACGACACCGGAGCUCGCGCCCUGCUAGCGUUACAGUCGGCACCAUGCAGUCCCGUGCGCGUUGCGGUGACCUCGCACGCUUAUCAGCCCUCCCUCGCCCUCUCGGGUCCCCCGAUUAUGGAAGCCCGGAGCGCCGGGAUGCUUCCCGUGCGCUUGGCGUCCCCUCCACGGGCCUUGGCCAGACUCGAGGGCCGGGACUUUGAGUUUGUCAUGCGCCAGAGGACGGUCACCAUCGGCCGGAACUCGUCCCACGGCUCCGUGGACAUCAACAUGGGCCAUUCAAGUUUUAUCUCGCGGCGGCACCUGCAAAUCACGUACGACGAGUCGACCGGGUUCUCGCUCCGGUGUCUGGGGAAGAACGGCGUGUUCGUGGACGGCGUGUUCCAGCGGAGAGGCGCGCCGCCGCUGCUGCUGCCCCGAGAGUGUGUGUUUCGUUUUCCCAGUACGGUUAUAAAGAUCCAGUUUGUGUCACUCCUGGAGGGUGAGGAGCAGAGAGAGAAGGAGCAGCCCUCUCCUCCCCCUCGGCCGCUCCUGCCCCAGAUCUCCCCGCUCAAAAUCAGCAUUCCCACAGUGCAACAACAUGAAGAGCACAUCAGGAACUUCGGCUCCCCGCUGCCCUCACCCACAGGCACCCUCAGUGUUCCUAACUCCUGUCCAGCCAGUCCACGAGGGGCAGGGUCAUCAGGGUAUCGCUAUGGACGCAACGUGACCUCUGACCUCCAGUUAGCAGCUGAGUAUGCUGCCAAGGCCGUUUCUGAGCAGAGACGAGGUAUCACUGAGCAACGGGGCGGGGCAAGUGAGCAGCGAGGGGAGUCAGCCGGCAGUGACAGCCCCAAGGAUGAGUCCAAGCCUCCUUAUUCCUAUGCCCAGCUGAUAGUCCAGGCCAUCUCUUCAGCCCCAGACAGACAGCUGACUCUCAGUGGCAUCUACUCACACAUCACCAAACACUACCCCUAUUACCGCACUGCAGACAAGGGCUGGCAGAAUUCAAUCAGACACAACCUGUCUCUGAACCGCUACUUUCUGAAAGUGGCUCGCUCUCAGGAUGAGCCUGGGAAAGGCAGUUUUUGGCGAGUGGACUCUGCCUCUGAGAGCAAACUGGUGGAGCAAGCUUUCAGGAAAAGACGGCAGCGAGGGGUGGCUUGCUUCAGGACACCCUUCGGACCCCUCUCUUCCAGGAGUGCUCCAGCAUCCCCAACCCACCAGGGCCUCCUCUCUCCCCCCUCCAGUGGGCUGCAGACUCCCGAGUGUCUGAGCAGGGAGGGAUCUCCUGUCCCCCACGACCAACAGGAGCAGCUCGCUAACAAGCUGGCAUCUGUCCCUGAGUAUAGAUACUCUCAGAGCGCCCCAGGUUCUCCGGUCAGUGCUCAGCCUGUUAUCAUGGCAGUGCCUCCUCACCCUACAGCUCUGCCCUCUGGCCUGGGGAAAGCCCUUGCCUUUGUUCCCGGUGGUGGGGGCCAAAUCCAGCCCCUCCAUGUGCUCCAGAACCCCCCACAGCCCCCUGUCACCAUGCUGCGGGUGGUUACCAGCGCCCCUCCAUCUUCCAACCCUCCCAAUGGGUACAGCGCCUCCUCUGCCUGCACUACCACGCCGGGACAGCAGGGAGGAGCAGAGGGCAACAAUGAGCUCAGAGAGGCCCAGCAGAACCGGGAGCGAGUGAUCCAGACAGUGGAAGGUGCAGUGCAGGGUGGGGAGGGGCGGAGCCUGGCCUUGGGUUUACAUCAACUUCCUGUUCGUCCUGUUACCCAGAAUGGCAAACACACCACUGCUGCUGUUGCCACAGCAACUGGCCUUACUAAUGCCUAUGGCCUGAGCAGUCCUCUGCAGAUCUUGGCAGCCCAGGCCUCCAGCUCUCCCCCAGUGCUGGUAAGCAGACAGCCCAGUGCAGGAGCUGAAGCUCUAGCAGAGCAGCCAGGCGAGCCUCAGCCCAAGAGGCCUAAGAUGGAGGAUGAGGAGGGGACUACUGACUCUGCUCCACCUCAAGUCACAGCCAGCCAGCAGCCUGUCAUUGUUGCCAUGACAUCACAAAGCCACGACCCCAGGAAGUAAAACCCAUGGCCCUGACCAGGUGCCUCAAGGACAAGCCUCCUUAUCAAGCCCUAACUGCUUUGCCUUUUAUACAGAUUUGAUACGACUGCAGCCAAAAUGGCCAAAAAACAGUCCGGGCAGCCUGUCACAAACAGAAGGGAAAUUGAUUAGAAGUAUUUUUCUCCAAAAACAAGAAUAGACUAAAAUGUUCAAAUACAUUUUGAAUUGAAAAGAUAAAAAGGAACUCUUUCAGGAUUUUGCAGCUGUCUUUUUAACGUUAUCUGUCAUUCACAGACAAUGCAAACAGGUAAGAACAUUGAGCUUAAUAGAGCAUUUUAUACACUCUGGUUCCUUUAGAGCUUCUUAAUCUCUGUGAAUGGUGGGUGGUAUUUUUGGAUACAACCUCUCCUCCCUUCCUCUAGUGGUGGAAUCAAAUGCAUCAGUUGCUGUCAUUUGUAGGCCAAAGAAAUUACCCAUGCUGCACCUGCAAUUUGAGUCACUGAAUUAAAUCUGGCAAAGAUGCAUGCAGACAGGUGAAACAUCUCUUACAGAUAUAGAGUCCACAUGCAUUGUGUAGUUUUGCACAAUCCUGGACAGAUGAACAGGGUGGAAUAGACUCAUGCAAGGUUGUUGGGGCUUUGGAGAAGGGAGAGUAUUUGGUAGGUGAUUUAUAAUUCAGUCCUUAACAGCUGAUUAGAACGGAAGGAUGAAACAGAAGAAAGCAGAUGGGUUGUUAUACAAGUAUCUCUUUGCAAACAAAGAAAAAAGGAAAGUUGUUAGCCUUAAGGCUGAGACCAGAAUCUCGCCCUCUCUUUAAAACACAAGAGAGGGGGUAGUAUGUUUGGAGAUUGGAAAAAAUCUGGAGAAAAUCUGGAGAAAAAUCCAGGAAUAACAAAAUCCAGACCUGCAGUUUCCAGUUUUCACUUCAGCUCAGCUCAGUUUGGUUCAUCAGUGUGAGGCCCCUCAUAUUAAAAAUACGCUUGGUGAUAUGAGAGUGUUUUUUUGUUUGUUUGUUUUGUUUUGUUUUUUAUUUGCAGCACUGGAGCAGCAAGGGGGGUGGGGGGACUAGUGGAAGUUGAUUGAAGUGGAUCUAACCUAAUGUAGACAAAUUGAUUGUUUUUUGUUAUAUUUCUUGUUUCAGUAGUAGUGAAAGGAGAGACGGAACAGCCUGUGUGUACUUUUUUGUUUUGUCUUAGCUCAGAAAAGCAUUAUUGUAAUAAUCCUUAAAGCCUUAAAUGUUUCUACAUUUUUUUUGGUCAUUUUAACGUUUAGACAGCUUUAACUUUUUAGAAUGUUAACACAGCGCUUCUUUAACAAUACAUGAUCUGCUACACUACAGUGUUGAUGAUGAUGAUGAUGAUGAUGAUGUUGAUGUUGAUGAUGACGAUGACAAUGUUGCAUCAGUAGACUUCUGUCAGUUUUAUCACAGGAAGGGCGGGACCAACACACAACCACACAAAUCUCACUUGGUCUCUCUUUUUUUUUUUCUUAAUUCUUUCCGUAUGCUACUUAUGACAUUUUCUUUUUCCUGGCUCCCCUUUUUGUCACUUGCUAUUUCUCCCCAAAUUCAGUCUCCCUUUCUCACUUUCAGCGUCUACUUCUCUCUCUCUCCUUCUUGUCUGUACUGAGGCAUCAAGCUGUUUGUGUCACAGACGCUCCCUCCCAUAUCCUUCAGCACUUUUCUCUCCCUUCUCUGUUCCUCUCAGUUUCUCUCAUUCCCACUCUGCCUUUAGCUUGUCCAAAUGUCCUUCACACAAGCCUAAUUUUUGCUGGCAAUCAGGCACAAUUUGCGCAAGUUUCAAUGUUUGUUGUUGCACAUUAUUAGAAAAAUGAAACAAAAAAGAUGCAUUAUGAUUGUAUGCUGCUCUUUCUAUCUGCUAAAUGACAAUACUAUUAGAAGGUAUUUUUUCCUAUUUUGAAAAAAAAAAAGAUAAAAAAAUAUUUUGCUAUCUACGAACAGCUGUCAUCAAACCAUAAACAUUCUGGAAAUAGAGAAGUAUAUGUGUAUUUUUAAAUGUUCCUGUUUUUUGUGAUUUGUUUAAGAAAAUGUGUAGCACAAAUUAAAAUUCCUUAUUGACUUA